AUGCGUUAUGAAGACUUUCAGGAAGCGGUAAUGCCUUUUCCGUCUCGGACAGACUUAGCUUCGAAAGCUCGUGUGCUGAAGUGGCUCAAUAUGCCUCCAACUCUCUUGGAUAGAGCAAGGGUACCCAAUUUCAUCACACCGUCUUCUUCCACUUGCUCAAUAAACGAUUCUGAACUUGAAGCUAAUGUCUCCGAAGCCAACUCCUCCCUCUGCCUUCCUCUCAAGAAAGGAAGUGGAUAUGAGUUCAUCACUUUCUAUCCCGAUUGUCUGAAACACAUCGACAAAACUGUUGAAGAAGGCAAACAGGAGCAUUAUACUCAGAUAGGACAGAAGUACAACAUGGUAUUCAAAAUGUCUAGAAGUAAUACGAAGCUUGUAAAAACCGUUUUUCACAGUUAUGGCUUUACUCAAUGCUCAUGGAGGAAUGGCAACUUCAAUGUCAUUUGGGCAGGAUCUCAUCUGAAAGCUUAUAAAAUGAGAAAUCUCCAACCAUGGCAACGCGUUAAUCAGUUUCCACGAUCGUCGGAGUUGACGAGAAAAGACAAACUUUAUGAAAACAUUGCAAGAUCUCAAACCGUUUAUGGUGAUUGUUAUGAAUUUAUUCCGGAGUUUUAUGUUACUCCACGGGACUGCCUACGAAUGAACAAAGCUUUCGAAGAAAGAAGCAAGAACGACGGGGAUGAGAGCCGCUUUAUCGUGAAGCCUGUCAGUUCAUCCCGAGGACAAGGCAUCUUCUUCAUUACCGAACCUGAACAAGUACCUCUAGGGAACCCUCUUCUCGUCUCUGAAUAUAUUUCUAAUCCUUUAGUUGUAAACGAUCACAAAUUCGAUCUCCGUAUCUAUACCGCCGUCACCUGUUUCAAUCCUCUUGUAGUUUACAUAUAUGCUGAAGGUUUAACAAGAUUGGCAUCCGCAAAAUACUCAACUGAUGCUUCAUUCACGGAUGAGUUUGUUCAUUUGACAAAUUACUCGAUUAACAAGAAUAGUCAAGCUUUCAUUAGAAAUGAAAGCAUGUCAACUGAAGACUUUGGACACAAAUGGACUUUGGGGGCUUUAUUACGACAUUUAGAACUGAAAGGAAUAGACUCCAAGUUGAUGAUGCUUAGAAUAGAGGAUAUCGUUAUCAAGUCUCUUUUGUCAGUUCAAGGGACUGUUAACUCAGUUUGUAAAACUACUGUGCACAAUGUGGGAACGAACUUUGAGCUGUUCGGUUUUGAUAUCUUAGUUGAUUCCAAUCUCAAGCCGUGGUUAUUAGAAGUUAACUUGUCACCCAGUUUAUCCUGUGAUGCUCCCCUAGACUCAUUAGUGAAAACAAGGUUAAUCUGCGAUCUUUUCAACCUCGCCUGCAUACCACUCUACAAUAAGAGAUCUGCUUCAACUAAUGGUGAUGAUUCGGGUGCCGAGGAAGAAAAGGAAAUAGCAUCAAACCCCCGUUUGUUCAAUGACUGCAAGAGGAAGAGUCCACCUGUUGUGAGAAAUGUUGCGGGAAAAAAACUCUUAUGUCCAACUUCUCCUAUGAGAACCGAAAUGAAGUUCCAACAAAUCUUGAAGAAAUUCCGAUUUGAAAACGAGAGGAAAGGAGAUUUCGUUCGCAUAUUUCCACGAAAAAAUACGUUUGAACUAUACAAACCAAUCAUGGAAUUUUCUUCAUCAGAGAAAUUCGAUCGAAGGAUAUAUGAAGAGGAGUUUGGAAUUAAUGAGAAUUUAGAGGACCUCUCUGAAACAUUCCAUGAAGUCAUGAUCUUAGCUUCGAAGUAUCCAUCGUUCAAAGAAGUUCCUAAAGAGCUUAAGCCUGUAAUUGACAGUUGGUAUAACAUAGCUAGUGUUUAUUGUGACAAAAUAACCAAAGAAGGCGAAAUUUAUGCUGCUAAACUUCCAGUAGUUCGCGCAACUGCCCGUUUGCGCACUAAAAGUUGCUCAGAUUGGUAUGAGGUGCGAAAGAACACUCUAGAAAUCGCCAAAGCAAAGUUAAUUGCUGAAACACAAGGCAAUGAGAAAGACGAAGAAAAGAGUGAAAACGGCAAAGAAAAUAAUCCGCCGAAUGUUGAAAACGUGAAAAAUUAG
Auanema sp. JU1783 is the source of this 2064-nucleotide messenger RNA. NCBI's taxonomy places the organism in Eukaryota, Metazoa, Nematoda, Chromadorea, Rhabditida, Rhabditidae. The record is from the annotation of a GenBank genome assembly.